AUGAUUUAGUUUGAGAGAAAGAAUAAAGAAAUCGAAUAGUUAUCAUAGAAGUUGUUGAAAUAGAAAGCAAUAAAUGAUGAAUUAUUAUUGCAAAAUUCAAGUGACGAAACGGAAGUAAGCUCCUAAUCUUAACAGAAAAAUGAGCAUGAACAAGAAGGUGUUCAAAAUAAUUAAGAAAUAAAAGAGUUAUAAGAAGAAAAUGAGAAGCUCAAAUAAGAAUUGAAAAAGUAAUCGAAUUAGAAUAAUAGAUGGUUAGCCAAAUUAUUUAGAGCUUUACAUGAUAUAAAGAGUAAAAAUAGUUUGGUGGAAUCACUUAAUCAAAAGUUAGCAAAACAAAAAGCCAUAAAUGAGGAAUUGAGAGAGCAAAUCAAGAUGAAUGAAGAAGAAAUAGAAAAUGUUGAAGUAGUGAAAGAAAAUUCUGAACAAUAAGUAGAAUCAGCACCAGCAUCACAAGAUGAUGGAGAAGGAUUAAAAAAGCUCAGAAGUCAGAAUAAUAAAUUGCUGGGCAAAUUAUUCAGAGUGAUGAGUUAAUUCAACAAAAAGAAUAAGGAAAUUGAGGAAUUGAAGGAAAGAUUACAUAAAUAGAAGGCAAUUUUAGAUGAAUUAAGCAAUUCAAACAACGCUUCCGUUUCAGAAGAAAAAGAAGAUGACUUUGGAUAAGCAGAAGAAAUCGAAAUAAAUUAGGAAAGCUAAUAAAUUCCAGAAAUUGCACAACUGAAGAAGCAAAAAGACACAUUAUUUGGAAAAUUGUUCAGAGCAAUGAGCUUAAUAAACAAGAAGAAUAAGGAAAUUGAAUCUUUAAGUGAUAGAUUGAAUAAAUAAAAAGCUAUCAUUGAAGAAUUAACAUCCUCAAACUCAGAAAAUUUGGCAAUUAAGAUCGAACCAUAAUAAAUUGAAUAAGCACCUUAUAAUUUAUCUCUCUAAAAAGAUAAUGAAAUAUUAUCAAUCGAAAAUUCACAAAUAAAAUAAUAAUAUGAAGCACUAUUAAUAAAAUAUGAUUUAUUAGAACAAAAAUUUAAUGACAAAAUCAUUUAGUUUUAAACACUUAUUGAAUAAUUAUUGAAGUAGAACUAAGAUGAUAUUGAGGAAAAUCUGUAAUUGACUUAACUGACAAAAGCAUCAAAUAAAUUAAUUAAACAUAUACAGUCAAAAUAACAAGAUUAAAGUUUUGAAAAUUCAAGCUCUUCUUCCAGCAUCAUUAGUAUUAAAGAUGAAAGUUAAACAUAAUUAAUUUAUCUCUAACAUUAAGUUGUUUAUUUAUAACACAGUGUAUAGGAGUAUGAUGAUGGAAUAAGUUAGUUAAAUCGAAGAAUCUAAGAAUUAUAUAAUAAAAAUACACAAUUGGAAGCAUUAUUACAAUAAAAUAAUUGCAAAAAUUGCAUUAAAUUGUGA
Paramecium tetraurelia is the source of this 1392-nucleotide messenger RNA. RefSeq lists its product as uncharacterized. The transcript has 2 exons. Lineage: Eukaryota; Ciliophora; Oligohymenophorea; Peniculida; Parameciidae. The record is from RefSeq and is a predicted model, not a curated record.